Chanos chanos (milkfish) is the source of this 1472-nucleotide messenger RNA. It is a transcript of the gene dek, whose product is annotated as DEK proto-oncogene. Gene Ontology annotation, molecular function: DNA binding; histone binding. Bases 25 to 1347 code for a protein of 440 amino acids. The record is from RefSeq and is a predicted model, not a curated record. Gene Ontology annotation, biological process: chromatin organization; regulation of double-strand break repair. Lineage: Eukaryota; Metazoa; Chordata; Actinopteri; Gonorynchiformes; Chanidae. Gene Ontology annotation, cellular component: nucleus. The transcript is spliced from 12 exons.
AAAUUACGUUUGCGACACAGUGGUAUGUCGGCAGAUGCUGCCAAAAUCGCCAGUAUGACUGACGCUAUGGAAGUGAAUAUACCCGAGGGAGAGGAGGACAGUAUGAAAGAGGAAUCCAUGAAACAGAAACCCAGGAACAGAAUACACCAAGGUGAAAUAAUUGAAGGGAAAAGAGAGAAAAAGUUGGUCCAAAGACUUGAUGUCCAGAUGGGUAAACCAAAAGAAAGGCUGAAGAUUGAGAGUGGUAGAGGUGAUAAAUUGGGAGACAUUGCUCGUGUCAACCACCACAUCGGAAAACUUAAAGCUCCUCAGCUGAAACCACUGCAUAAGAUCCUCUAUGAUCGUCCAGGCGCUAUGUCUUCAAUGAGGAAGAACCUUCGAUUGUUCAGUGGUUUCACGUUUGAGGCAGACAGUGAACUUUACCUCAAAAAGAAGGAGAAGCUUAUGAGGUUCACAAACUUACAACUUAGGACCAUUUGCCAAAUUUUAGAUCUGGAGAGGGGUGGAAAGCGAGACAUUUUAGUCGACAGAAUAAUACAUUUUCUCAUGUGCCCCACUAACACGGGCAAGCCUGUAAUUACAAAACGGAAGAAGAAGAAGAGGACGACCACUAAAGACACCAAAAAAGAGAAAAAGACAACACCCAAGAGCAAGAAGCCUUCGGCGGAGACGAAGUCAAAAGCGAUCGUUACCGACUCAAGUAGUGACGACGACGAGGAUGAGGAAGAGGAAAACAAACAUGUAAAGAAGGAAACGACAAGGGUGCCAUCAGAGACAGAUAAUCAGAAAAAGAGCGACGGGGAUAGUGACUCAUCUUCAUCUGGGAAGUCUGACGAUCUUUCUGACAGUGAUGAGGAAGAGGACGCUUCCAAGUCCAAACAGAAGGCUUCUGGUAAAAAGAGACCCCCUGCCAAAAAAAUGACCACAAAGUCUGAAGAUGUCACUGACCAGACAGUGUCAGAUGAUGAGAGUGAGGGAGAUGAUGAUGAGGACAGUAGUUCUAAAAAGACAAAGAAGAAAGAACCAGCCAAGAAAAAAAUCGCAACAAAACCUCUUCCGAAAACAAAGAAAGCAGACAGCAGUAGCAACAGGAGUAAGAAGACUCCCAGCAAGCGGAAAGACCUGGAUGACAGCUCAGAUGACGAUGAACCCUUGAUCAAGAUGAUAAAAAAGCCACCAACAAAUGACCAGCUGAAGGAAACAGUCAAGGUUCUCCUGAAAGAUGCCAACUUUGAGGAGGUGACCAUGAAGCAGUUCUGCCAGCAGGUUUAUGACACCUACCCAGACUUCGAUCUAACAGACAAAAAGGACUUUAUCAAGCAGACAGUCAAGAGUCUGAUCUCAUAGGAAGGGCCACUGACCAAGCAGCCUGGUUGGGAAAGCACAUGUUCUUUAUGAGGGAUGUAAGUGUGAGUGAGUGUAUAUAGUUCAGUAUAGAAACUUUGUGCUAGACAGGGAGAGCACUGAAUGUU